Molecule: messenger RNA, 4128 nt
Organism: Pleurotus ostreatus (oyster mushroom)
Lineage: Eukaryota; Fungi; Basidiomycota; Agaricomycetes; Agaricales; Pleurotaceae
Exons: 4
Coding region: 1-4128 (1375 amino acids)
Molecular function (GO): guanyl-nucleotide exchange factor activity
Source: RefSeq, a predicted model, not a curated record
AUGGAUAGCGAUGCCGCUGAUACGGAGAGAGUUACCGAGCUAGGCAGCGAUUCGGAGGGCCAGGAUGCCCAGAACAAGAUUGAACAGCAGCCUCGUUCACGCCGCGUGGGGAUGCAGCUCACAAACCCACCACCCAACCUUGUCCUGAGCUUAGCCGCACUAACGUAUACCGGCCUCGAUACUAUCACGACCUCCUCACCCCUGCCCCAGACUCCAACUACUACGGACAAGCCUUUGCCUCGUCCACCACUUGCAUCACCCCCUCUUCCCCCUCGCUCCCCUCUCCGCCAACCUCCGCGACGCAAUAUCGCCCCACUAAUAACCACAGCACCAUCCAGAGAGUCGCAAAAUUCAAACGAGUCGGCUGAAUCUCAUUCCGGGCACACACCAAUCGAGACGGCCGAAGAUUUUCCAGCCGAGGCGUCUAGGGAGUCCAUUAUGUCUAUUACACAACUCCUUGAAGAGAUCAACUCUGCAGCGCUCAUUGUACAGCCUUCCACGUCUGCAAUGAUGAACGGCACCAUGUCAAAGUCCGUCCCAGUCAAGCCUUCUGGUUCGCAGAGACCUGACUCUCCUCCAUUACCAUCACCACCAUCGCCGAAAGAACUGAAGGAGACUAAGGCAAAGGCAAAGGCAAUGACGAAGCGGCAGCACGCUCUACAUGAGUUACUGUCAUCAGAGCGUGCGUUCGCUAGUGAUCUAGCUUUGAUCAGGGAAGUCCACAUUCCGCUUGCAAUGGGUCUUCCCGCGUCAUUUAGUCUUCCCGCUGCACCACACGAGGGAACGUCAACAGAAAUAGUCGUGAGUAAUGGUUCGCGCACACUUUCGACCGCAUCUUCGUCAACAACAUCAUCCGCAUCCACCAACUUCUCGUCCGCAUCCUCAUCCACCACCGCAACCUCUGUCUCAUCCUCAAGCACGUACACACCCUUUUCAACAUCGAACCCACCUUUCUCGCCUCUUGACACGAAGGUCAUCUUCUCGAAUAUUGCAGAACUAGCUUUCUUCAGUGAUAAGUUCUGUGACUUGCUGGAGGAGGCUUUGGGGGCUGAAAUAGAAGGAGGGCAAGGAGAAGACAGGGUCGGGGAUCUUUUCUGUCGAGUGAUUUCCGACCUUGAAGUGCCUUACAAGCAGUACAUCACGAAACAUCCGACCGCUUUGGCGCGACUAGCGGCACUGACGAAGGGGCUGCCCGCCCCCGACGACCAGGCGUCGGAACCGUCACAGCAGCCGCUUAGCACUUAUCUCGCUCUUACUCAACGAAUCGCUUCUACACACUCCCAUGCAUGGGAUUUACCUUCACUACUCAUAAAGCCAGUUCAGCGCUUGUUGAAAUAUCCACUCCUUAUUCAAGCCAUCAUCGAUGCCACUCCUCCCUCGCACAGCGAUUAUCAGCGCUUGAAAGAGGCGAAAGAACGAACAGAGGAAGUUGCGAGAGCCGUUAACGAGGAGCGUCGGAGGAAAGAAGUUGUUAUGGAGGUGUUAGAGAAGGGAAGGAAGGGGGCGGGAAUUGGCAUAUUGGCAUUGAAAGAUUUGAUAGGCAUGGAGGCGAUAGGGAGUAUUAGCGGGUUGGUCGGUGCUGCGGCAAGCCCGAAGAAGAAGGGACUUGGCGGGAAGAUGAAAGGGCUGAAGAGUCCAAUGAAAGGUGCUAGCAGCGACGAUUUUGAUUCUGGUUUUGCCUCGCCGCUCUCUCAUAAUGGUUCCACUGUGACGCUUACGUCGACCUUCUCCGGCGCCAACACUCCCAUGAAAGACACCAACUCUGAAAGUCUAUUGGUCCUAGCCCUCGCAUGGCACCUUGACGAGACCUAUGCAUUCUUGCAUAGGUUUGCAACUGAGAUUGUCGACUGGUCGCGGGUGAUGAAGAAGAACGUCGAAGCAUUGGAGAUGUGGGCGAGGGCGUUCGGGAGGGUGAUUGGGCUAAGCGUGGACCCCUGUCUGUUUGAUGACGAUGCUACCCUGCUUGAUGAAUCCUUUGGCAUGGGCAGUCAAGGCUCAGGCGCAAGUGGGAUGGGUGGUGCCCAAGGAUCUUACUCUCAUUCUAUGUUUGAGGAAGAAGUCAUGCACUCCGAGGCGUUCGAUGCGUUCAUCAAUCUUGUCCGUUCAAGACUUCUUCCACUUACGGCCCAGCUAGAGAGGGAUAUCAAAUCUCGCCUACUCGAUCCGAUGACCAAGCUUGUGAAGAGCAUGAAUGAACCCAGGAUCCUCAUCAAUGCUAUGAAUGGCUUUCGACCUAUUCACGAUCACCUCCUAAACACUCCUAUCACAUCAUCAUCGGGUAAGAAUCGACCUUCCCCGUCGCUGCUACAGGCAUCGUCAACGUAUCUCGCUUUACGAGGGCAACUUGCCACCGAACUGCCCGCAUUUGUUGAGCUACUGAACAAGGGGGUCAAGGCCACGCUGAAAGAGUGGGUGGGCAUGCAAGUCGAUUAUUGGAAGGAGGUAAGAGUGCAGUGGAUGGAUUUGUGGGAGAUGCUGAGAGUCGAGGGUGAGGGGAACGGAGGGGCUAGGGAGACGAUCGGCAUUUGGGAGAGUAGGUGGAGGGAGGUUGACGAAGUCCUUCAGAUGUUGCCGAUUGUGAGGCCGAUUGUUGGAAGCAAGGAGAAGGAGAAGGAGAAAACGGGAAAGAAGGACAAGAGCAAGGCAAAAGACAAAUGGAGGGCAAGGAGUGGUAGUGUAGGGGCGAACAUCAACGCGCAGUGGAGUGUGGGUGUAGCGGGCACGUUGGAGAGCCUGGAUCCGACGAAGACAGGUAGUAGCAAAGGGAGAAGCAGUAUGGGAACUACCGCGUCGGAAGGAUCAGUCGCGACUCGAGCGGGAGGCAUACUUGCGGCGUUGGAGCCUUCUCUUCAGCCCCAUCAUGGAUCAUCUUCGUAUAGUGGCCUCCCCAGUCCAGGGUUUGGGAACGGUGGAGGAAUUCCAUAUGUCUCUGGGCCUCUUCCUUUAGCGCCAAGAGGUCGUGCUCGCGGAGGCACCGAAACUCCUCUACGGCACGGCGGGUCCAGCAUGUACGAUAUGCCUGGCGCCAUCAGAAGAGAUACGUCCUCGCAUGGAGAUGUGGCGACGUCGCACAGUUCAAGUAGAUAUAGCGGUGGAAGUGGUAGCAGUGGUCGGCCAGCUGCUGCUGAUCCUGAUGAGACGCUGGGUUUGUCAGCUGCGAGAACUGCGCAAGCUAAGCGUGGCUCGUCGCGAUCGCGGAGGGAUCAACAACAAAUUGAUGGUGCGCCAACUGCUGUUGUUGACUACCGCGUAAAUGGAGGGGGCGAUCCUGGAUUCGGCGAGCUCGGCGAAUCAGAAUAUUACCAGGCGGAUAUGGCAGAUUACCUCGUCGCUCUGGGUCUGGACAACUCGUCAACUAGCUUUGACGAUUAUAUUGCCGUCGAAGAGCCCCCGACAGCGCGGCCGACACCCACCAGCUCGGCGCCUAGGCCCAAGCCAUCUAUGCAGCCCCGUACGAAGAGUAUGCCGACUUUGACUCAGGCUGGCGGAAGUAGUUCAGAGGUUCCUUCCCUUCGGAGCUCAACGACGUCUGCCAAAAUUCUUUCGGACGAGAACCAGAGGGAAGAAGAGAGGGAUCGAGGGAGAACGUCGAGAAAGCCUAGUAUACGUCGCAAGUUUACAGAUAGCCUUCGUUCAUCCCACUCUUCGUCUUCGUCCAUCCAGAACCAGGUUCAGCAGCAGCAAAGCCCUUCUCAACCUCGUCGCCAUCGCUCUCCUUCAGCCAAAUCUACGAACGACACGUAUUUCUAUGUCGAUCCCAACGCUCCACCAACACCUGGUAGCAAUGUAACAACCUUCGCAUCGUCGGCAAACCAGGGGUAUAUAGCUAGCAAUGGCAACGGCACGUCACGGAAAUCGUGGUCGUCAGCGCCACCGAAGUAUGUCUGCCAGGUCGUGCAUGCAUGCAACCCACCUUCGGGCGUUUCGUACUUCAGUUAUCCUUUCUUUAGGUUGGUUGAAGGGCACCUAUACGAGGUACUUCACGAAGCCGGGCAUCCUAGCAUGCAUCCCAAGCUCCCGUUACAUGUUGACGACGGCGCCGACUGCUUACUUCUAGUGAGGGACGCUAAUAGCACCGUUGGUUGGGCAUUGGCGAGUUUCCUUAUCCCUUUAGAAGAUGAUAUAUAA